AUGGAAGAACUCGAUGCCUUAUUGGAAGAAUUGGAAUUUUCUACUCUCCAAGAUGAUGACUAUUCCAACCCAGCUUCUCUUACCCCGAAUCAACAUUCCAGAAAGGAGAAUAACAAUGCAGAGUCUUCAGAGAUCCUUUCCAGGCCCAGUAAUGUAAGUCUCUUGUUGGUGCAGCCUGUUUAUACUACCAAUAUCCAGAAAACCAAUGUCUACAGUGAGCUUCAAGAACCAAAAGAAUUAUCACCACCACCUAAAACCACAGCAGCUUCUCAACUGGAUGAAAUCAUGGCCAAUCUAUAUGAAAUGCAGGUUAAGGCUGCUGUGAAACCAGAUGCCAGCAAGAAGAACUUACCAGAUAAACAGGAUAACAAGACCUCCUUGGAUUCAAUGCUUGGGAGUUUGGAGCAGGAUUUGCUGAACCUUGGAAUUACCACAGUGCCCAAGGGUCAUUGUGCUUCCUGCCGGAAACCGAUUGUUGGGAAGGUGAUCCACGCUCUAGGGCAGUCAUGGCACCCAGAACACUUCAUCUGUAAUCACUGCGAGGAAGAGAUUGCCUUCAGACCCUUUUUUGAGCGGAGGGGUGUGGCCUACUGCCCCAAGGAUUACCAUCAACUUUAUUCUCCACGCUGUGCCUACUGUGCUGCCCCCAUCAUAGAUAGAGUGCUGACAGCAAUGGACCAAACUUGGCACCCAGAGCACUUCUUUUGCUCUCACUGCGGAGAGGUGUUUGGUGAAGAAGGUUUCCAUGAAAAAGACAAGAAGCCAUAUUGCCGAAAGGAUUUCUUAGCCCUGUUCUCCCCCAAGUGUGGUGGCUGCAACCGCCCAGUAUUGGAAAACUACCUUUCAGCCAUGAACACUGUCUGGCAUCCAGAAUGCUUUGUUUGUAGGGAUUGCUUCAGCACUUUUUCUACUGGCUCCUUCUUUGAACUGGAUGGACGUCCCUUCUGUGAGCUGCACUAUCACCAGCGCCAAGGGACCCUCUGCCAUGGAUGUGAGAAGCCCAUCACUGGGCGCUGCAUCAGUGCCAUGGGAUAUAAGUUUCAUCCUGAGCACUUUGUUUGUGCUUUCUGCAUGACACAGUUGUCCAAGGGCAUCUUCAAGGAACAGAAUGGCAAGACCUAUUGUCAGCCCUGUUUUAAUAAGCUCUACUCCCUGUAAUCUUAGCUGUCCCCAGCUUGUCUCUUUAGAUCCUCUAUAAAAAUGAGAUUACUAGAAGAGAGAGUACAUAGGGUACAGCUUAUUUUAUAUUUGAUAGGUUAUA
Suncus etruscus (white-toothed pygmy shrew) is the source of this 1261-nucleotide messenger RNA. RefSeq names its product leupaxin (gene LPXN). The record is from RefSeq and is a predicted model, not a curated record. Lineage: Eukaryota; Metazoa; Chordata; Mammalia; Eulipotyphla; Soricidae. Bases 1 to 1158 code for a protein of 385 amino acids. The transcript is spliced from 9 exons.